AUGUACCAUGAAACGGCUUUAGAUCGUUGGAAACGAUUCACGUAUAUCGAUGAUCUCCCAGAAGAAAUAAGCCCCUUUCGUGAGCUGCUAGAAGAAUAUAGCAAAGUGCCCCCUGGCGAAACCGAUGAACUUCUUAUCAAGACACGUAGGAAGCUCUGGGAGGUAGCCAUGUACCCAUGCAUCGGCCGGUGGAGCUUUCUUAAUUUGCGCAGCGUGCAAGACUCUCAUUUCAAGACUGCAUUCGAACGACUGAAGAAUUCGACUGGUCUUGAUAUGGAUUCGAGCUCUACAGACACGCUCCUUGAUAUUGGAUGCUGUGUUGGCCAAGUGUUACGAAAGCUGGUGCAUGACGGAAUCGAACCGACACGCUUGUUCGGCACGGAUCUGCACUCUGAAUUUAUUUCUAUUGGAACAGAGCUAUUCGAUGAUGAAGGAUGCGGGUUGACUUUUGCAGCCGGCGAUAUGUUAGACCCCGAAGAUAAGGCUUUGGAUACGCUGGAUGGCAAGAUUACGAUCAUACAUGCAGCGAAUUUCUUCCACCUAUUCACAUGGGAAGAACAAGUGAAGAUUGGGAUGAGAAUAACACGAUUUUUGAAGCCGGGAGUGACUAACGCCCUGAUUUUUGGUAGACAAAUCGGUACUCAUAAUCCAAGAGAAAGAGAUGGACGGAAGAAAUCCUUCCUACACAACCAGGAAAGCUUUCAGAAAUUGUGGGAUGAGGUCGGGAUGAAAACGGGAACUCGGUGGCGUGUACAGGUGGGCAUUAGUGAAGAGAGAAGGGUUGACAUUCCAGGGUUUGGGGAUAUGGACAGAUAUAUUCGGUUUGGCAUAUAUCAAUCAGCACUGUAG
Messenger RNA from Trichoderma virens Gv29-8, 849 nucleotides. RefSeq lists its product as uncharacterized. Lineage: Eukaryota; Fungi; Ascomycota; Sordariomycetes; Hypocreales; Hypocreaceae. The record is from RefSeq and is a predicted model, not a curated record. The transcript is spliced from 2 exons. The coding region runs from base 1 to 849 and encodes 282 amino acids.